Messenger RNA from Melitaea cinxia (Glanville fritillary), 2899 nucleotides. RefSeq names its product fasciclin-2 (gene Fas2). The record is from RefSeq and is a predicted model, not a curated record. Gene Ontology annotation, biological process: cell adhesion. NCBI's taxonomy places the organism in Eukaryota, Metazoa, Arthropoda, Insecta, Lepidoptera, Nymphalidae. The coding region runs from base 1 to 2856 and encodes 951 amino acids. The transcript is spliced from 18 exons. Gene Ontology annotation, cellular component: neuron projection; membrane. Gene Ontology annotation, molecular function: protein binding.
AUGAAGUGGAAUGUGCAUUUGACCGGACCUACUUACGGGUACGUAUUUUGGUCCGCUGAAUCCGAAUUUGAGGUCAGUUUGACCUGGCACCUCCACGUGGUGACGGUGGGCAACAGAACCAUCUGGCAGAGUCCCUGGGUAAACGGCGUGUGUGCCGUCAUAGCAGGUACAAGUGAUAAGUACUUUACGAUGCAGGGAGUCGGAACCCCAGUAUCGGCGUCUGGUCAGAGUGAGAAAGCAGGCUCGCAGGCGUCGUCAUCGAGCGACUGCAGCUCUUUAGAAGUGGGCAACUUGGCUACUGGAGAGUAUACUAUUACAAGAAUUACAGGAUGUUCGUCACAGUCGCUGAUAAUAUUUCCUAACCAAAAGCAACAAACAGUGGCUGUUGGCAAAUCUGUGGUGCUAACUUGUCAAGCGGACGCACCAGACCCGGCACUUGUUACGCAGCCUCAGUGGCGUGACCCUAAGGGACUUAUUAUAAGGGAGGCAGCAGCCGGAACUAGACCAGAGAUCUACACCGAACCGAUGCCCGCUAAACAACUGCAAUUGCUCUACAUAUCGUCCAUCACAACCGCAAUGGCUGGCAAUUACACGUGCGAAGCGACCUACACAAACAUGCCUCUCAGCGCGAGCGUUAUCCUGGACACUUUUGUUGCUAUAACUUGGACAAAUGCAAAUGAAAACCAAUAUGCUACAAAAGGAAAAGAUUUCAAAGUAAUGUGUGAAGUAACAGCAGAACCUGCGCCAUCUGUUGAUUGGUUUAAGGAAGGAACACCUAUUCAGACAGGUGACAGAUAUGUUAUUCACGCAAAUGGGUUGCUUAUUAAUAACGUUCAAGAAAGUGACGAUGGAACUUACACAUGUCGAGCGGUAGUUAUCCAAACUGGAGAAUUGGCUGAGAGAAAUAUUAAACUCGAGGUUUAUACUGCACCUGAAAUGGAAGAACGUGAACAAAAAGUUGAAAUAAGAGAAGGCGUAUCUGCGGCCAUUACUUGUAAAGCUAGAGGAAAACCGCCCCCUAAAUAUUCUUGGAUAAAAGCUUCUACUCGAGAGAACUUGGGAACUACAUCUCGGUUUAGUGUAAAUGAAAAUACAGGACUCUUGACCUUCGAUAGAGUGGAAGCAGGCGAUUAUGGUAAAUAUAUCUGCAGUGCUGUAAAUCAAGCAGGACACAAUGAAACUGAAUUAGAAGUAGAAGUUUUAGUUCCACCGAAAAUAUUUGAACUUUUUAAUACUACAUCCGCUGAAAAUACCGAGGGAAGAUUGGAAUGUAAAGCUACGGGGCGCCCAGCUCCUCAAAUGAGUUUUAGAAAACUUAGCAACAGCGAACGAUUCUUGAACGGCCCUAACAACGACGGAAGAAUUACAAUUGAAACUAGCAGUCACCAGACUGGAGACCAAAUGCAAUCUAGUGUAGUUAUAACUAUAUCAAAAUUAAACAGAACAGAUGAUGGAUUAUACGAAUGUGUAGCAGAAAACGAAGGUGGAGAAGCACGUAAAAAUGGCCAUCUCACAGUUCAAUUCAGACCGUCUUUCGAACAUAUGACCAAUAUUCCUAUUUGGAGCUGGAAUUCUCAACCUGUCAAUAUAAGCUGCGUUGCAGAAAGUAUACCUAAUGCUACCAUAAAAUGGAAGUUCCACGAAUAUGACUUGGUUGAGUCUCCACAUGUCAGGAUAUAUGGAUCAGGACCUAUUAGUUAUGUAACAGUGACGCCUGUUGAUAGGAGCCUGUACGGUGUUUACAAAUGUAUUGCCACAAAUACUUUAGGUGAAGCUGAACAUAAUAUUCAGUUAAGAGAGGCGUUUCCACCAGGACCUGUUGUUCAGGCGAGACAAGAAACAAUAACGGCGACAUCGGUAUCAUUCAAUAUUAUUGGCCCAGCUGAAGAAUUGGGUCCCCCGAUAUUGGCUUUCACGGCACAAUACAAGGAAAAUGGAAACUUUGAUUGGAAUCUAGCGAUGAACAGAACUUGGUCUGUCAACUCACCGUAUAUUGUUGAAAAUUUGAGGCCGAUGUUCACAUACGACUUUAGAUUUGCGGCUGUCAACCAAGUCGGAGUCGGAAGCUGGGGAGCACCUGUAACUGUAGUCAUGCCAAGAAGAUCACCACCGGAACAACCUAAGUGGCGGUUAAAUAUAAGCUCCGAGUCUCUUAUUCAUGGAAGGUAUGCAGACAAGUACGAAUUACAAUGGAGAGUGCCGGCACAUAACGGGGAGCCUAUCGAUAUGUACGAAGUUAGCUAUUGCCCAGUAUUGAAAGUUAGCGGAGAAUGGCGCGUAUCUGCCGAAUCAGAUUGUGUAACUGAAGAGUUGAAAUCCUACGAAGCUAUUAAUUACGAAGUUCGCGGCUUACACCCGGACACCAGAUACCGAAUGCACGUCCGCGCUCACAACGUCCUCGGAUACUCGUUGCCCGCCCAACUCUACGUCCAAACCGCUCUCGGAGUGGAACGGUCUGGCUUUGCUCCACCACAACUAUUAUCAAGCGGCGCCAUCAUUGGAUUAGCGUUGGCUGGAGUGUUGAUAUGUCUCAUAGUUGUGGACCUACUUCUUCUGUGCUUCAGACGGCAAGGCGUCAUAGCGAUGAUUUGCGGCAAACGGGUCAAGAAGCACAGCGACGACGAAGCUAAACUGGGAAGCACGCGGCGCGCGCCGCCCUCUCCCGCGCCGCUGCCGCCGCCCGUCAAGCUCGCGCCGACUCCGACUUAUAUCCCAACUACGCCAGUGGAUGAAAAGGAACCUCUUAAAGAGACUGGAGAUGAUGCUCUAAAGAGAAAUUCUUCAGUCGAGUUCGACGGACGUAGGGUAUACGCGACUAGCGGAGGAACCAUUAUUGGUAAAAACUCUGCCGUUUAAAACUUUAACAAAACGAUCGAUUUAUUCGAAUUCGUGGAACGAU